Cladocopium goreaui is the source of this 999-nucleotide messenger RNA. NCBI's taxonomy places the organism in Eukaryota, Dinophyceae, Suessiales, Symbiodiniaceae. The record is from the annotation of a GenBank genome assembly.
AUGUGGCAGGCUGCCCGUCAAGUAAGGACGGUGUUGCUGUCUUUUUCCCUCUGUUUUCUCUUCCUUGUCAAUGGUGGUGGCAGAAAGCUUCAUCAUCGGCUGCCUCUGAAAUGGAGCUGUCAGGCAUUGGCAGGAGCAGACUGCUGCUGGCCGAGUGCUGGCGGCACCUGCUCUGACAACACUCAGCAACAGCUCACGCACGGGGAGUUUUGCUGUGGAUAUUCCCCUUGUGAUGUAACAUGUUGUGACUGUGGUCGCGCUGGCUGCAGGACCACGGAUCCGCACAAAGACUGCUCAGAAGACUUGGAAUCGCUCAUUGCUCACUGCCGCAGCAGGCCGGUGUUUGACGAACAGAUCAAUGCGUCCAGCGGAUUCCAAGAUUACAAUUGCACGGCGAGAGUUGCGCUGCCUUGGGGCUGGAUUGACCAAUGGCUCAGCUUCACCAACACUGUCGACAUCACAGGUAUCUCCCUGAAUGACGAUCAAGUUCCAGACUUUGACCUCUGGUAUAGCACCGACGUGGAUGGUGAGGAAUGGAAGAGAAGUGGCUUCUACCGAGGAAGUGUGGGCUUUCGUCGCUUGAGCGUCGGCUUGCUGCCUUCAGUAAGGCACCUCCGUCUCAGGUGGGUGUGGCCAAAAAACUGGGAGAUUCUGCAGCAAGAGGCCCGCCUUCCAUCGCCGAUUUUGUUCGGUUGCAAGCACGGAGAGGAACCGGAGGCAGGCCUUUUGAAGCGCAUGCAGUCGUCCUUUGCAGCGGCCAAUUCGCUGCGUUUCAUAACGCUGGUGCUGACAGGAUGUUUUCUUUGCGUCGUUGUGAGGUCUGCCCGUCGAUUUGGUUCUUGGCGAAGAGGUGCGGCAUCCCCAGAAGCUGCUGGCCUCGUCCCAUUUUCCGGGCCAGAUGAGACUUCCAUGGAGAUGACAGAAGGCCCACCUUGGGUGACUCGGAACAGAUGUGUAGCCAAUAUAAUCUUGACGCACACACACACACACACCCCAUGA